Molecule: messenger RNA, 857 nt
Organism: Laetiporus sulphureus 93-53
Lineage: Eukaryota; Fungi; Basidiomycota; Agaricomycetes; Polyporales; Laetiporaceae
Product: Frataxin
Exons: 4
Coding region: 176-502 (108 amino acids)
Biological process (GO): intracellular iron ion homeostasis; iron incorporation into metallo-sulfur cluster
Cellular component (GO): mitochondrion
Molecular function (GO): iron chaperone activity; ferric iron binding; 2 iron, 2 sulfur cluster binding
Source: RefSeq, a predicted model, not a curated record
CAGCACGAUCGUUGUGCGGAAUCGCACACCGCUCUUUGCAGGACGGUGUGCAUGGGCCUCCAUACCCUCGCUACCCUCCACAGGUUAUCAAUCACGGCGGUACGCGACACCGCCGCCGCAGGUAGUACACAGCGACUUGCCGAUGGAGAGAUAUCACGCGUAUGCAGACGCGACGAUGGACCGCAUGCUUGAGUCGCUCGAGGAGCUGCUUGACACGGUGACGGAUCCGGAGUAUGAAGUGGAGUAUAGUAGCGGCGUCCUGACGCUGAAGCUCGGCGAGAACAGGACCUACGUGAUCAACAAGCAGCCGCCGAACAAGCAGAUCUGGCUCUCCUCACCUAUCAGCGGCCCGAAGCGGUACGACUACGUGGAAUCCGCGGACGACUGGGUGUAUGACCGGGACGGGCGCACAAUGGGCGAGCUGCUCGACCGGGAGCUGAGCGCUGCGUUCGGACGUGAGGUCAGUCUGGGGCUCACCAGGGUGAGCAAGCUGGAUGCAUGACGCGCCACUUCGAGCGCCGUCGCCUCAUACUCGGACGUCUGCGGUGACUGUUCUCAUAUGGGAGAUGAACGUGGAGAAGGGUGGGGGCGCGCGACACCCUUGGACGCUGAGAGCGGCUGCGUUUGGGCGGUUUGACUAGGUGCUUCUUCCUUGUCCCGUUGCUCGGCUAAACGGACGGAGCUCGCUGGGAAGCAUGGUCGCUUUCGGGGAAGUUGCGGAGGAGGUGUGGUUUAGCUGAUCGGAUGCUAGUACGUGUAAGCGUUCAUUAGUUAUUAGCGUGGUGUCGGCGUUCGCGUUCGCUGCGUCGGGGCGGCUACUGUAGUCGUGCAUGGGAGAAUUUAGUACUGACAGGUAG